UUUGCUGUCUGUCAUACGAACAAAUGAAAUACGGCAACGUCAUGCAAAUGCAAUUCAUGAAAUUGAAGUUUUGAAGCUGUGUCUUGCAAACGACGGUCAUUCGGCUUUUUCUUAAAUUUAUAAAUUGUAUUAAUUUUAUCUUCUCACAAAAUGGCAGAUAACAAAAGUCCUGAUGAUCUUUCCACUGCGAUCCUCCGUCGCAAGGAUAGGCCUAAUCGUUUGAUCGUCGAAGAAGCAGUCAGUGAUGAUAAUUCUGUUGUAGCAUUAUCUCAGGCUAAGAUGGAGCAGCUUCAACUAUUUCGUGGUGACACAGUCUUACUGAAAGGAAAAAGACGCAAAGAAACUGUGUGCAUUGUGCUGUCUGAUGAAAACUGUCCAGAUGAAAAGAUUCGUAUGAACCGAGUAGUCAGAAAUAACUUGCGAGUGCGCCUAUCUGAUAUUGUCUCCAUUGCGCCAUGCCCAUCUGUCAAAUAUGGCAAGAGAGUCCAUAUCCUGCCGAUUGAUGAUUCUGUUGAGGGAUUGACUGGGAACCUAUUUGAAGUAUACCUGAAGCCAUACUUCAUGGAGGCGUACCGGCCCAUCCACCGUGAUGACACAUUCAUGGUCCGUGGUGGUAUGCGUGCUGUGGAGUUCAAAGUGGUGGAGACAGAUCCUGCACCAUACUGUAUAGUAGCACCCGAUACUGUCAUUCAUUGUGAGGGAGAGCCCAUCAAGCGAGAGGAAGAAGAAGAAGCGCUGAAUGCUGUGGGCUAUGACGAUAUUGGUGGCUGUCGCAAGCAGUUAGCCCAGAUCAAAGAGAUGGUGGAACUGCCCCUGCGUCAUCCAUCACUCUUCAAAGCCAUUGGAGUGAAGCCGCCUCGGGGUAUCCUCAUGUAUGGGCCACCUGGUACCGGCAAGACUCUGAUUGCUCGGGCAGUAGCUAAUGAGACUGGUGCAUUCUUUUUCCUGAUCAACGGUCCUGAGAUUAUGUCAAAGUUAGCCGGAGAGUCGGAGUCUAAUCUGCGCAAGGCAUUUGAGGAAGCUGACAAGAACUCACCGGCCAUCAUCUUCAUUGAUGAGCUGGAUGCUAUCGCGCCUAAGAGAGAGAAGACGCACGGUGAAGUGGAGAGACGGAUUGUGUCGCAGUUGCUGACUCUUAUGGACGGGAUGAAAAAAUCAUCGCACGUGAUCGUUAUGGCGGCCACUAACCGACCCAACUCGAUCGACGCCGCCCUGCGUCGGUUCGGACGGUUCGACCGCGAGAUCGACAUUGGCAUUCCGGACGCCACGGGCCGUCUGGAGAUCCUGCGUAUACACACCAAGAACAUGAAGCUGGGAGACGAUGUAGACUUGGAACAGAUCGCGGCCGAAUCCCAUGGACACGUGGGGGCUGAUUUGGCAUCGCUGUGCUCGGAAGCGGCGCUGCAGCAGAUCCGAGAGAAGAUGGACCUCAUCGACCUGGAGGACGAUCAGAUUGAUGCAGAAGUGCUGAACUCGCUCGCUGUCACAAUGGACAACUUCCGCUAUGCAAUGACUAAAUCGUCACCGUCGGCGCUUCGCGAGACAGUGGUGGAGGUGCCCAAUGUGUCUUGGACCGACAUCGGAGGACUGCAGAACGUCAAGCGGGAGCUACAGGAGCUGGUGCAGUACCCGGUGGAGCAUCCGGACAAGUUCCUCAAGUUUGGUAUGCAGCCGUCCCGUGGAGUGCUGUUCUACGGACCACCUGGUUGUGGUAAAACAUUGCUGGCAAAGGCUAUCGCUAACGAAUGUCAAGCUAACUUCAUCUCCGUGAAGGGGCCGGAGCUGCUGACAAUGUGGUUUGGUGAAUCUGAGGCCAAUGUUCGAGACAUCUUUGAUAAGGCUCGUUCCGCGUCGCCGUGUGUGCUGUUCUUCGACGAGCUGGACUCGAUCGCGAAGUCCCGCGGGGGCUCCGUGUCGGACGCAGGCGGCGCCGCGGACCGCGUCAUCAACCAGAUCCUCACAGAGAUGGAUGGCAUGGGCGCUAAGAAGAACGUGUUCAUCAUUGGUGCAACGAAUCGUCCGGACAUCAUCGACCCGGCGAUCCUGCGGCCGGGACGUCUGGACCAGCUGAUCUACAUCCCGCUGCCGGACGAGAAGUCGCGCGAGGCCAUUCUGCGAGCAAACCUGCGCAAGUCGCCCAUCGCCAAGGACGUAGACCUCUCAUAUAUUGCCAAAGUGACGCAAGGCUUCAGUGGCGCCGAUCUGACGGAGAUCUGUCAGCGCGCGUGUAAGCUGGCCAUCCGGCAGGCCAUCGAGGCUGACAUCCAACGUGAGCGAGGACGACAGCAGCAGGCACCCGCCGCUGCCGCCGUCAUGGACAUGGAUGAGGAGGACCCGGUGCCGGAGAUCAGCCGGGCGCACUUUGAGGAGGCGAUGAAGUUCGCGCGGCGCUCUGUGUCCGACAACGACAUCCGGAAGUACGAGAUGUUUGCCCAGACGUUGCAGCAGAGCCGCGGCUUCGGAACCAACUUCAGGUUCCCGACGAGCGCAGGCGCGGCCGGAGGUACGGGGACCUCGGGAGGGGACCAGCCAACGUUCCAGGAGGAGGGAGGAGACGACGACCUCUACAGCUAGACGCGCUACCUCGCCCGACCUCAACACCACGCGACAAUUACAACCAAUAUUGACAGCUGACACCAUACCAUACCACCACAUAAGACAUUCCAUCAAGUCUCAAUGUGUCGGACACAGUGAUAAAUGCUACACCUUAGGACAUUUUGUGUUCUGUUAAGUCACAUUAUGUUGUCACUGUAAAGUGUUGUUCCGAUACAAACACCUGAUUUUAAUACUUUGAUCUCUUCAUUAUUUAUGAAGCACCUGUAAGAGUUAUUUAACUUAGUUAUCCAGCGAUAAUUGUUUUUGUGUAAAAUUAAUAAUCCAUUUCACCAUUUAUUAUGAGGCUUGUUCAUAGACAAGAAGAUCAAACUGACUCAAAUGGUAGCGGAGCUGUAAUAUGGUUGUAAUUGCCGGCAGAUCUUCUGCUACGGGGGAUAUACUUUCAGUUUUAGUACUGAGUUUAUUAUAAAAUAAGAUUAUACACUUCUUACUGUACGGUGGCACGAAACUAUUUUACAGAUCUAUGUAUUGUUGUACCUUGGAAUUGCUUCGGUCUGAAUGGAACCAGUUUGUUUGGAAGCAGAAAUGAAUGAUAUUGUUGGUUACGUGUAUUGUAUAUCGUAGGCUCGGGUACACCGGCGUUACUUGCAGUGAUUUUUAAAUAAAAGAUUUUAUAGGUCUAA
Molecule: messenger RNA, 3239 nt
Organism: Leptidea sinapis
Lineage: Eukaryota; Metazoa; Arthropoda; Insecta; Lepidoptera; Pieridae
Gene: TER94
Product: transitional endoplasmic reticulum ATPase TER94
Exons: 15
Coding region: 151-2574 (807 amino acids)
Biological process (GO): mitotic spindle disassembly; retrograde protein transport, ER to cytosol; autophagosome maturation
Cellular component (GO): VCP-NPL4-UFD1 AAA ATPase complex; cytosol; nucleus
Molecular function (GO): ATP hydrolysis activity; ATP binding; polyubiquitin modification-dependent protein binding
Source: RefSeq, a predicted model, not a curated record